AUGUCCAAGUACGCUCCCCACCGAAGGUCCUAUAACAAUCCGCAGGCUACUUCAUCGACAGUGUGCCAGAGAUGUCUUGGUACGGGUCAUUUCACGUACCAGUGCAAAUCGACCGCUCGGCCCUACCUGAGCCGACCUUCCCGUACUCAGCAGCUGGAGAAUCCGAAGGCGUUGGCUAAGCUGAAGGCAGACGGCAAGCCGUCGGUCGAAGUGCCCGAGGAGUUUAAGACUAAGGCGGGCACGGCGAAUCGCAUUCUGUCCGCAAAGGAGAAAGAAAGGGCCAAAGUUGAAAAGGAGUCCAGUGAUCAUCCCAGGAAACGUGCCAAACGUGGCUCUUCCUCAGACGACUCAUCAGAUUCAGAUUCAGACUCUGGGUCAAACUCCGACUCGGAUUCCUCGUCGUCUGCGUCGGACUCAGAAUCAGGAUCAGGAUCAGGAUCUUCUGGCUCGGAUUCGGAGGCCUCGCGCUCUAGGGAACGCGACCACAAGCGGCGUGUCCCACAUCGCCGUCGCCGGUCCGUUUCAUCGUCGUCCAGCGGCAGCAGCAGAGGGAGCACAAGUAGGGGCCAUUGA
Messenger RNA from Gloeophyllum trabeum ATCC 11539, 573 nucleotides. RefSeq lists its product as uncharacterized. Bases 1 to 573 code for a protein of 190 amino acids. The transcript is spliced from 3 exons. Lineage: Eukaryota; Fungi; Basidiomycota; Agaricomycetes; Gloeophyllales; Gloeophyllaceae. The record is from RefSeq and is a predicted model, not a curated record.